Formica exsecta is the source of this 2029-nucleotide messenger RNA. RefSeq names its product protein misato (gene mst). The coding region runs from base 371 to 1984 and encodes 537 amino acids. The record is from RefSeq and is a predicted model, not a curated record. Lineage: Eukaryota; Metazoa; Arthropoda; Insecta; Hymenoptera; Formicidae. Gene Ontology annotation, cellular component: cytoplasm. The transcript has 5 exons. Gene Ontology annotation, biological process: mitochondrion distribution.
UAAUUGGCUGAUCAGGAGCAAAAAUUUCUUUGUGGUUGGUCAAUUAAAUGCUACUCUACCCUACGGAUAGAAUUUUUGAACGCACUCUGAAUGUCAUGUGUGUUGAAUAGGAUUGCAUGAUUGCAUAUGCGUAAAUGUAACCUUAUAUCAAAAUCGUGAUUCUGCGUCUCAUAACAAACAGAAAUCUAAUAAACAAUUAUAAGAAAAAGGAAUCUUAUAUAAUUAUAUCAUUAUAAAAUUAUAUUAUGUAUAAUUAUAUUAUCACAAUUAUAUAAUUAUAUAUCAUCUUAUUGGAUUAUCAUAUUCUUCUAUAAGGAGUAAAAUAUAAAUUAAUAUAUAUUAAAUAAAUAUAUAUUAAUAAUACGAUACAAUGACGACACGAGAGAUAUUGACUAUUCAAUUGGGUCAUUAUUCCAAUUUUAUCGGCACGCAUUGGUGGAAUUUGCAGGAGUCUAACUUCACGUACGAUCCGAAACAUCCAUCUGAAAUAAAUCAUGAUGUUUUGUACAGGGAAAGUGAAAAUCUGCAAAGACAAGUUACAUUUACACCGAGACUAUUAAUAGCAGAUUUAAAAGGAACAUUAGGUUAUCUGAAUGAGCAAGGUUCUUCACAUGAUACAGCACCUCCAGAUAAUGAGCUACUAUGGGAUGAUGCAAAAUUAGAAGUUAUUAGUGCUGAACCUAAUCCUAAAACACCUUUUAUUGAAAAUUUAAAUGAAUCCAAUAAAACUGUGGAUUUGGAAAGUUUCAAUUUUGAAAAUGACGUGAAAUCAUGGGUCGAUUAUAUUUUACCAUUAUUCCAUCCAAGGACAGUGACAGUUAUCAAAGAGUAUUUACACAAUUGUACACAACAACCAUUUGAUAUAUUCACAUAUGGUCACGAUUUGUGGAACACAGGACAAUUCUCUGAUGAUUUUUCAGACAGAAUACGAUUAUAUGUGGAAGAAUGUGAUUUGAUGCAAGGAUUUCAGGUACUUGUGGAUUCUACUGAUGGUUUCGCUGGUCUUGGAGCAUCUUGCAUUCAGCAUCUACGUGAUGAAUAUGGGAAGAGUAUUUUGACAUUUCCGUGUUUAGAUUUUAACAACGCCGAACCCAGUGCAUCAGAUUUAAUUAAAAUUGUAAAUACGGCACUGUGCUGGCAACACAUUGGAGAGUAUUCGUCGCUUUACAGUCCACUUUCUUGUGGGCAAGUCGGGUGGCCAUUCGCGGCUGAUUCGCGUAAAUUCCCAAACAUAACAUAUAGCCCAGAACUAAAGUAUCACAGCAGUGCAAUAUUAGCGACUGCUUUGGAUACAUUGACUUUAAGAUAUAGAACUAAGAGGUAUCCAAAUGCCACUUUAUCUGAUUUAUGCGCUGAUCUGAACAAAUUAGGUCGUAAAGCAGCGGCGGUUAGUUUAACUCUGCCAUUUCCUAUGAAAGUAAAGAUGGAUUUAAUAGAUAUAUUGGAUGAAUUUGAGGGACCUCUAUGGACCAGUCUGACACCGAGCUGUGACAUAUCAAUGGAUAACAAUCUGCAAAGUAUAGCGUUGCGCGGAAUUUCAGAAGACAGAAUAAAGCGACCUAUUAACGAAGCUAGCAAACAGAUAUCAAAACCAGCAUACAAAUGCUCCAGUGUACACGAAAUGAUGACAUUCUAUUUGGCAUGCACCUGUCACGCAUCAGCCACAUAUUUAUCCAAUAUUGAGGCACCGUUAAAAAUUUCUUCACCUUAUCCAAAAAUAUUCAGUAAUAAUGUAACCGAGAAUGGUAACGUCGCCGAAAGGCCCGUAGAAACAGAUGUAAACUCGGUUGCGGUGAUGGCUGGAAUACAUAGUGGCAAUAGCAUCGCGGCAAUGUAUGAAUCUCUGCUUAAACAAACCAAAAGGAUAAAAAGUAUCAAGAAAUUUCAUGCCUUUACGAAUUCCGGGCUGGAGGAAGACGAAUUCACGGAAUGUAUUAAUAAUUUAGCUGAUUGUAAAGAGGCGUAUGAAGAUCGUUAUAUUUAAAAGAAAACUAAGUUAUUGUAUAAAUAAAAUAUGUUCAACAAUAUA